AUGUGCCGUGAGUCUACUGCCAUGGCUUCUCCUUCCAUCCCUAAACCCUUAGAUCCAAACGCACGACCUUGGUACCCCGCACGCGCCGAAAAGUUUCACCCUCUUCCUCUUCAAAACUUCGACUCGCCGCCCCCAUCUACACCUCCGCUGUCAUUACUACCGCCACCACCACCGCCACCGCAAUUUUCGAACCCAGUACAAACCAAAGAGCCUUCCCUUCUUUCCCCUUCAAUCCUUUACCAACAAGCACUGGUUUCACAUAUACUUCACCCACCAAUACAACCGGCGGUGGGUUUUCCUCUGCCAUUGCCGGUGGUCUUUUACGGUUCUAGUCCACAAACAUUUCCCGGGCUGGAUUUUUACCCAGAGGUUUCUUAUAACAUCCAUAAUAUACAAUUGCCUCAACAAUUUUGUCGCUCACAUGCGCAAAAAACUCAUCGGUACCCAGAUGGAGUUGACCGUGGUGUUGAAGUCAAUGGUUCUUCUGGAGAGAAGGUUAUGGAAACUGCGAAGGCGGGGGAGAAAAUUGAAGGUUUGAGGAGUUGUUUUGGGAGAGAGAAAAGGGAUGUCAAGUUUGUGCCACUAAGGUCUAGGGUUAUAAGGGGGCACAGUAUGGAAUUUGGUGAGAAAAUAAGGAGGUUAGAGUGGCAGCCUAGGAAGACCAAGUUCGACCAGGGUGGUGUGGGUGGUACUGUCCCUUCAUUUCCUCCAUCCCCCACGCCUUCUCCCGCUGAUGAUUCAAAUUGUGAAAAUACAACUGUUAUGAUCAAGAAUAUCCCAAACCAGUUCAGGAAGGACAACAACUUAGGCUAUGCGUUUGUCAAUUUCACUAGUUUUCACGGUGCGAGAAAAUUUCGAGAAAUUCUGCAUAACCACAAAUGGGGAGCUGUCCGAAGCUCAAAGGGUGUUUACGAGUCCAAGAAAAUCUGCGAGAUCAGAUGGGCCAGAAUCCAGGGAAAGGAUGAGCUGGUUCGACGUUUCCAGAAUUCAAGCUUUGCGUGUUCUACUAGGGAAUAUUUGCCAGUAGUUCUCUCUCCACCUCGAAAUGGUUCAUCGCCAAACACUUUGCCCAUAACUGUUGAUGCUCCCAUCUGGGGUGAAUUGGAAACAUGGGUCUUGCUUGGUAUUUGGUUUGUUGUCGUCUAG
Molecule: messenger RNA, 1146 nt
Organism: Ilex paraguariensis (yerba mate)
Lineage: Eukaryota; Viridiplantae; Streptophyta; Magnoliopsida; Aquifoliales; Aquifoliaceae
Source: the annotation of a GenBank genome assembly